AUGGCCGCUUCAGUCGAGUUGGUGCAGCCUCUGGACGUGGCCUCAUUGCCCAAGGAGGCCACCCCGGUUCUGGAAUUGAACCCUAUUGACGAAGAGAGGUUCAUCGUCAAGUCGCCAUACACAGAUAAGGAGCAUCUGCUUGACCUGGAUACCCUUUCUCAUGAAGGCGCCAUAGUGGCGAGGGCUUUGCAAACCUUCAAGUCAAUUCGCGAUGACUAUGCCACUGCACCCUAUGUCGAAUCAUUCAACUGGCCUGAAGUCCUCGAGGAGGUGAAGCGCUUGGCUCAGCAAUCCGGAAGGCCGUUCAAAGAGAUUUCUUUCUACAUCGUCGCAUUCCGGUCGCAGAUUAAGCCGAGCACCCAUUAUGGCGACCUUGGCGUGUUGGAUAAGGCUUCUCAUGCUGAAGCCGUUGCCAGUGGAGGCUUCUUGAAAUAUUGGUUUGGUUCGCCUGAUCCUGAGCUCAGAAAUCUGGCAACCUGCGUUUGGAGAUCGAGAGAGGACGCAAUGGUCGGUGGUAGAGGACCAGCGCACCGCAAGGCAGUCGGCGCCACCCGAAACUUGUAUGCUUUCUGGAAGAUUGACCAGCACCGACUCACCAUCCGCGACAAUGUGGACGACUGGGUGAUUGAGGACUGGGAGUGA
This is a messenger RNA of Trichoderma breve, 642 nucleotides long. RefSeq lists its product as uncharacterized. Bases 1 to 642 code for a protein of 213 amino acids. Lineage: Eukaryota; Fungi; Ascomycota; Sordariomycetes; Hypocreales; Hypocreaceae. The transcript has 2 exons. The record is from RefSeq and is a predicted model, not a curated record.